Paramecium tetraurelia is the source of this 2028-nucleotide messenger RNA. RefSeq lists its product as uncharacterized. Gene Ontology annotation, molecular function: protein binding. The record is from RefSeq and is a predicted model, not a curated record. The transcript is spliced from 6 exons. Lineage: Eukaryota; Ciliophora; Oligohymenophorea; Peniculida; Parameciidae.
AUGAGUACGCUGUCCACCAUUUGUCAGAAACACAUCAAACACAUAGAAGGUACCUUAUCAACAAAAUACUUAGCAUUCUGUUCCGAUGAUUGUUCUUUGCUAUGCAUUAACUGCAUCCUCUACGAUGGUCACAAAGGCCAUUAGUUUCAAUCCUUAGAAGAUAGUUUACGAUUGGAAUUGAAUAGAUUCUACUCCAUCUCUGAAAACGUCCAAUAGAAUCACUAGAAAGCCAUUAAACAAUUUCAAUAGUUAGCAUAGAUGAAUGACCAACUAGACAUCGACUAUCAAAGACUCAACAUCGAAAUCACAAAAUUCUUCAAUGCAAUUCGUCAAUCCAUUCAAGAACGAGAAUCCAAACUUCAAGAACAAUUAAAUCAGUCACUCCUCAACUAGAGGCAACAGAUCUCUCAAAACCAAUCAAAGCUCCAACUCCAAUUAUAAGAUAUUAAUGAUUAUUUGCAAGAAUUAUCAGAGUUAGAUGAAAAGUCUUAGGAUCCUAUAAAAUUCUUAUAGACAACUCAAAAUAGAACUAAACUCAUCAAUAAGUUACCAAAAUCCAUAGUUACAAUUGAUUAGACAAUUAAAUUUCCUGAAUUAAAUAAAGAAUAGGAGAAUCAAAACCUUAUUAAAGUAUUAUCAAAAAAAGUUAACACUCAACAAGUCUUACCUCCUCCGCCUACUUAAUAGACUGCAUCCACUCAACAAAAAAUAGUUUAAUCCAUAAAAAAAUAGAGUAGUAACAAUUAGUAGUAGCAGUCAUAUAACGCUCAAUAUCAAUAAUAAUAGAAUUAAAUCCUUUAACUGUAAUCGCAAUAAUAACAACAAAAAAAAAUGAACUAAUCAAAAAAGGUGCCAUUAUGUGAAACCAAUGGACCUUGUGCAGUGUAGAUUAAUUUAAAAAAGAAGGUUGAGGAAAAACAAAAUAAUUAAGUUAGAUUGACUAACUUUCAUGAGGCUAGAAAUUAAAUGAAAGAGAGGAACUAUGAAAAAAGCAUUGAAAGGAGGAAGGAUAGAGAUCACAGUACUCCUAGGAGAUUAUUCAAGAAUCAAUCAAAAGUUAGUUAAGAUCCCUAAUCUCCUUUUUUGAAUUAGGAUGAUUCAAAAUAAGAGAUCAAUACAUUCCUAAAUUCAAUCCAUGAUUUUGAACCUGAAUUAACGAAUGUUAGUCAUAUGUCAAUGGAUUAUCAGUAUAUCACAAUAGGUGGUUUUGUUGAUAGUUUAAAAUAAAUAGUUGAGAAAUACGAUAUAAAAACAGAUUAUCCUAGUGAGAAAGAUUAAUUAAAAAAUAAUAGAUGUAAAUUUGGAAUUGCACAUUUAAUUAAUGGGAAUGUUCUAUUAAUGGGUGGAAAAGUCGAUGGAGUUCGUAUUGAUACUUGUGAGGAAUAUAAUUAUAAGGAUAAAAAGGUUAUUCCAUCAAAAAUCAAGUUGCCAUCAUCAAGAAGUGGAUUUGGCACUUUGAAUGUGAACCAAUUUAUUUAUGUGAUUGGUGGAAAUGAUGGUUAAGAGAAUUUAAAGGAUUUCGAUUGCUUUAAUUAGAUUGACAAUAAUUGGAUUAAAUUCCCAUCUAUGAUUGAAGCCAGAGAUGAGUUGGCUGUUUGCAUGUAUGAAAAUGCCAUCUUUGCCAUAGGAGGAUUCGGUGUCAACACUUGUCUAAAAACCGUCGAGGUGUUUACUUCAGGUAAAUGGGGUCAUUGUGCUCCAUUAAAUAUACCAAGAAGAGCAUUAGCAGGUGUGUCAUUACCUGAUGGUAUAUAUGCUAUAGGGGGAUUUGAUGGGACAUAAUAUUUGAAUAGUGUCGAAAAGUAUGAGGAUGGCCGAUGGACCUUAAUAGAGUCUAUGAUUCAUCCGAGAUGCACACUGUCAGCUUUGGCAACUCCUGAUAAUUAAUACAUUUAUGUAUUUGGAGGGUUUGAUAAUGGUCCUCUGGAUUCUGUUGAAAAGUAUUCAGUGUUGAGUGGAAAUUGGGAAGAAAUAAAUUCAUUGAUGGCCAAGAGAUUUAUGCAUUAGACUUUUAUUACACUUGUAUGA